Molecule: messenger RNA, 680 nt
Organism: Egretta garzetta (little egret)
Lineage: Eukaryota; Metazoa; Chordata; Aves; Pelecaniformes; Ardeidae
Gene: ERG28
Product: ergosterol biosynthesis 28 homolog
Exons: 3
Coding region: 1-315 (104 amino acids)
Cellular component (GO): membrane; endoplasmic reticulum
Molecular function (GO): protein-macromolecule adaptor activity
Source: RefSeq, a predicted model, not a curated record
AUGUGCUCCCCCCUUCUUUGCGCAGUGAACGGGCUCCAGGCUCGGACCUUUGGCGUCUGGACCCUGCUGUCAUCAGUGAUCCGCUGUCUCUGCGCCAUCGACAUCCGCAAUAGGACCCUCUAUUACAUCACGCUCUUCACCUUCUUUUUGGCCCUUGUUCACUUCCUCUCUGAGGUCUUCAUUUACCACACUGCAGCCUUGACAAUUGGAGUUAUGGCACCCCUCAUGGUAGCAAGUUUCUCUAUCUUGGGGAUGUUGAUUGGGCUGCAGUACCUAGAAGUAGAAGCACUGUCACAGAACAAGAAGAAAAACUGAAGCUGAGGGCCCUGUGUAGGUCAGCGUUGUCUCCUGUCUUCACUGCCAGACUUCCACUAAUACUCGGUUGAACUUCUCCAGGACACCAGUCCCACUGGUGAAUCAAUGUUGGACUCUGUCAAUCAUUCUUCAUUACCAAGUGUUUUUUCUUGUCCAGGCAAUGUUUCAACUGACUGAUGUCAAAGACCAAGUCCCAGAGGAGUUUGUGUCAAAGCUUGCGGGGGGCAGUUGGUGACUGCCUCCCUGGAGGAUAGCAGGGAAUGUCUCAGGCGUGCCCAGUGCACUAAGGACUUCUAUCCCAGUGUACCUGUGGGGAGGAGGUGUAGAGCUACCCGGGACUCACUGAACACUUCGGACCAGAAAGA